AAGUUGUUACAUCAAGUAGAAGUAUCAGAUGAAGUGGAAGUAGUACAUCAAGUAGAAGUAUUACAUCAAGUAGAAGUAUCAGAUGAAGUGGAAGUAGUACAUCAAGUAGAAGUAUCAGAUGAAGUGGAAGUAGUACAUCAAGUAGAAGUAUUACAUCAAGUAGAAGUAUCAGAUAAAGAGGAUGUAGUACAUCAAGUAGAAGUAUCAGAUAAAGUGUAUGUAACACAUAAAGUGGAAGUAGUACAUCAGGUAGAAGUAUCAGAUAAAGUGUAUGUAACACAUAAAGUUGAAGUAGUACAUCAGGUGGAAGUAUCAGAUAAAGUGUAUGUAACACAUAAAGUGGAUGUAGUACAUCAAGUAGAAGUAUCAGAUAAAAUGGAAGAAGUACAUCAAAUAGAAGUAUUACAUCAAGUAGAAGUAUCAGAUAAAGAGGAUGUAAUACAUCAAGUAGAAGUAUCAGAUAAAGUGGAUGUAACACAUAAAGUGGAUGUAGUACAUCAAGUAGAAGUGUCAGAUAAAGAGGAUGUAGCAUAUAAUGGGUGUCGAAUGUUCAUAGAUUCCUUCCUUCCAGGGUGA
Messenger RNA from Limulus polyphemus (Atlantic horseshoe crab), 576 nucleotides. RefSeq lists its product as uncharacterized. NCBI's taxonomy places the organism in Eukaryota, Metazoa, Arthropoda, Merostomata, Xiphosura, Limulidae. The transcript has a single exon. The annotation marks the transcript as partial. The record is from RefSeq and is a predicted model, not a curated record.